AUGAUGAUGGACGACAGGAUUGGGGGACCGGUUAUCGUGGGCAACAGUACAACGCUUGGAGACGUGACGGGUGCGACGACGAUGUUAGGGAAUCGGAAGGGCAGAGGGGGGGCAAGUUGUACGGCUUGCCAAGUCAAGGAUGUCUCGUCUGCUUACUCCGGUGAUGCGAAGGAAGGGACGCGAGAAAGGACGGAAGAUUGA
Molecule: messenger RNA, 201 nt
Organism: Chondrus crispus (carragheen)
Lineage: Eukaryota; Rhodophyta; Florideophyceae; Gigartinales; Gigartinaceae
Exons: 1
Coding region: 1-201 (66 amino acids)
Source: RefSeq, a predicted model, not a curated record